Molecule: messenger RNA, 1553 nt
Organism: Hirundo rustica (Barn swallow)
Lineage: Eukaryota; Metazoa; Chordata; Aves; Passeriformes; Hirundinidae
Gene: PHF10
Product: PHD finger protein 10
Exons: 12
Coding region: 27-1505 (492 amino acids)
Cellular component (GO): npBAF complex
Source: RefSeq, a predicted model, not a curated record
UCCUGCUGGCCCAGCCGGCGGCGGCCAUGGCGGCCGUGCUGUCCCCGCGCCUCUGCGACAGCGACCCGGCCACGCCCGGCGCGCAGUCCCUCAAGGAUGACACAGAAGAAAAUUCCAAUGAUGGCAGCCAGCCAUCCAAAAGACGGCGGAUGGGCUCAGGGGACAGUUCUCGGAGCUGUGAAACUUCCAGUCAAGACCUUGGGUAUAGUUAUUUUCCUGCUGAAAAUUUGAUAGAAUACAAAUGGCCGCCUGAUGAAACAGGAGAAUACUAUAUGCUUCAGGAGCAAGUCAGUGAAUAUUUGGGUGUGACUUCCUUUAAAAGAAAAUAUCCAGAUUUAGAAAGGCGAGAUUUAUCUCACAAGGAGAAACUCUACCUCAGAGAACUAAAUGUUAUCACAGAGACUCAAUGCACACUAGGUCUAACAGCUUUGCGUAGUGAUGAAGUAAUUGAUCUUAUGAUUAAAGAAUACCCUGCCAAACAUGCUGAGUAUUCUGUUAUACUGCAAGAAAAAGAACGGCAGCGAAUAACAGAUCAUUACAAAGAGUAUUCUCAAAUGCAGCAACAGAACACACAGAAAGUAGAAGCCAGUAAAGUUCCAGAAUAUAUUAAAAAAGCUGCCAAGAAAGCUGCAGAAUUCAACAGCAAUUUAAACCGAGAGCGUAUGGAAGAAAGAAGAGCCUAUUUUGAUUUACAGACACAUAUUAUCCAGGUGCCUCAAGGAAAAUACAAAAUCUUGCCUACAGAGAGAACAAAGGUUAGUCCUUACCCAGUGGCUCUCAUACCCGGCCAGUUCCAGGAAUACUACAAAAGAUACUCCCCAGAUGAACUUCGUUACUUGCCGUUAAACACAGCUCUUUAUGAACCUCCUUUGGAUCCGGAGCUGCUUACACUAGACAGUGAUGGCGAUUCAGAUGAUGCAGAGGAAGGACGAGGUGAUGAAAAAAGGAAAACCAAAGGCAAUUCGGACAAUUCGUCUGGCAAUGUAUCUGAAGGUGAUUGCGCCACAGACAACCAGGAGGAUUCUUUUCAGGGAAGACAAAAAACGAGAGACAAAAGUGCUACUCCAAGAAAAGAUGGUUCCAAACGUUCUGUAUUACCCAAAUCAGUUCCUGGGUACAAGCCAAAGGUCAUUCCAAAUGCUAUAUGUGGAAUUUGUCUGAAGGGUAAGGAGUCCAACAAGAAAGGAAAACCUGAAGCUCUUAUACAUUGCUCCCAGUGUGACAACAGUGGCCACCCUUCUUGCCUUGAUAUGACCCCGGAGCUUGUUGCUAUGAUUAAGACUUACCCUUGGCAAUGUAUGGAGUGUAAAACAUGCAUUAUAUGUGGGCAGCCUCACCAUGAAGAAGAAAUGAUGUUCUGUGAUGUAUGUGACCGUGGUUAUCACACUUUUUGUGUGGGGCUUGAUGCUAUCCCUUCAGGUCGCUGGAUUUGUGAUUGUUGUCAGAAAGACCCUCCUGUACCCAGAAGAGGAGGAAGAAGGGGGAAAAACAGCAAAGAGGGCUAAAAAAGCCCUAAAAACUUGCUGUCCAAAACUUAACUGCACAAAUUAAAG